UGUCAGUAUAUCAAUGGUGUGAGUGCGUGUCAGUUCCUCAAUCACCGGCGAAAUUUAACAAAACUUAGAAAAACGUUUUUAUUUCUAAAAAAUAAGGAUAUUGUGCAGUGAUAAGAAGGUGUUUUAAUAAUCAUGAGGAUAUUAUUCUUGUGUGGAUUAGUGACAGUCUUUUAUUUUACGUUCGUCGCGAGUCAAACAACGAAAAAGAAGUUGCAAAUUGGCAUUAAAAAGCGCAUCGAGAAUUGUACUGUUAAAUCCAAAAAAGGAGAUACUAUAUCAGUUAGUUAUGUGGGAACUUUCGAAGACGGAACCGAAUUCGAUAAGAGUGACAGUGAAGGUAUUCUUAUAACUUUGGGACACGGUCAAGUCAUUAAAGGAUGGGAACAAGGCUUAAUGGGAAUGUGUGUAGGAGAGAAACGAAAAUUGGUAAUUCCACCAGAUUUGGCCUACGGAGCUACCGGCGCUCCACCAAAAAUACCUCCAAACGCAACGCUCAUAUUUGCAGUCGAAUUAGUUAAAAUUGGUCAGAAAGACGAAUCUACGCAAUCUGAAGAUGUUACUUCCCGAGAGGAACUUUGAGAAAAUAAAUAAAUUUAUAUUUUUAUGAUACACUCUCCGAUCCGGAAGUAUUAUUUAACAAAUAUAAAUAGUCAUUUAAAUAUGAUUAAAAAAAUGUCUACGAAAAAUAAACUUGAUAGAAAAAUUA
Messenger RNA from Belonocnema kinseyi, 706 nucleotides. RefSeq names its product peptidyl-prolyl cis-trans isomerase FKBP2-like. The coding region runs from base 133 to 579 and encodes 148 amino acids. Gene Ontology annotation, biological process: protein peptidyl-prolyl isomerization. Gene Ontology annotation, molecular function: peptidyl-prolyl cis-trans isomerase activity. The transcript is spliced from 3 exons. Lineage: Eukaryota; Metazoa; Arthropoda; Insecta; Hymenoptera; Cynipidae. The record is from RefSeq and is a predicted model, not a curated record.